GACUGGUAGUGUCAGUUAUGUAAUAUCUCAAACCCUAGGGCGAUCCCUUCUCUUCUCCUGCUUCAAUUUAUUUGUUGGUGCUUUUCCUCAUUUCCUCUUCCUCUCCUCACAAUCAGGAGUCUAAACCAAACUGCGUUUGACUUCCCGCGGCGGCGACCUUUCAAGGUCACUGAUAGAGCUGCAAACAUGGCUGAUAGAAAUCAGCAGUCGUCCACCUUUAAUAAGUUACAUGGUCAAUCAUAUUUCCUCUCUCAAAUCACCACCCCUAACUUGCUGUCCAGGAACAGUGGCUUGAAUAACUAUUCUACACCAUUUGUCAAUGGAGGUCUUCAGAGUUCAUUCCAAUCCCCAUUCCGAGGAUCUGUUUCUCCAUUGUCUCCGGUUUUUGUACAAGCUCCCAGUGAAAAGGGCAUUAGCGGUUUCAUGAUUGAUUUUCUCAUGGGAGGAGUUUCUGCAGCUGUAUCUAAGACAGCUGCUGCUCCAAUUGAGCGAGUUAAGCUUUUGAUUCAGAAUCAAGAUGAGAUGAUCAAACAGGGUCGGCUAUCUGAGCGAUAUCAAGGAAUUGGUGAUUGCUUUAAAAGAACCAUGAAGGAUGAGGGUGCUGUUGCUCUAUGGAGGGGUAACACAGCCAAUGUCAUCAGAUACUUCCCUACCCAGGCUCUUAACUUUGCUUUCAAAGACUAUUUCAAGAGGCUUUUCAACUUCAAGAAGGACAGGGACGGUUACUGGAAGUGGUUUGCUGGAAAUUUGGCAUCUGGUGGUGCUGCUGGUGCCUCAUCCCUUCUAUUUGUAUACUCUCUAGAUUAUGCUAGAACCCGUUUGGCUAAUGAUGCCAAAUCCGCUAAGAAGGGUGGUGGAAGGCAAUUUGAUGGUUUGGUUGACGUUUAUCGUAAAACCAUCAAAUCCGAUGGCAUUGCGGGACUGUACCGUGGAUUCAACAUUUCCUGUGUGGGAAUCAUUGUCUAUCGCGGGCUUUACUUUGGAAUGUAUGAUUCUCUAAAACCAGUGCUACUGGUUGGUGAGUUGCAGGAUAAUUUCCUAGCAAGUUUCCUGCUUGGUUGGGGAAUUACAAUCGGUGCUGGGUUAGCUUCUUACCCAAUUGAUACAGUACGCAGAAGAAUGAUGAUGACAUCUGGUGAAGCAGUCAAGUACAAAAGCUCUUAUGAUUGCUUCCAACAGAUUUUGAAGAAUGAAGGCUCUAAAUCAUUGUUCAAGGGUGCUGGAGCAAACAUCUUGCGUGCUGUUGCAGGUGCUGGAGUGUUGGCUGGGUACGACAAGUUGCAGGUUGUACUCUUGGGCAAGAAGUAUGGAUCUGGAGGUGGCGGCUAAUUUGCCAUCUCAGUGUUGAAGAUGAUGAUGAUGAUGAAAAAUUACUGUGAGGUCCUAUAAUAUGUUUAUUUUCUUGAACAACUGUUAGAACAUCUACUACUACUACUGUGCUUUUUCAUAUCCCCUAUUUAGUAGUUUUGAACUCCAAGAGAAUGCUUUUGAAUUUGAGUUUAUCUGCUGUCCUUG
This is a messenger RNA of Impatiens glandulifera, 1515 nucleotides long. Its product is annotated as ADP,ATP carrier protein-like. The coding region runs from base 187 to 1329 and encodes 380 amino acids. The record is from RefSeq and is a predicted model, not a curated record. NCBI's taxonomy places the organism in Eukaryota, Viridiplantae, Streptophyta, Magnoliopsida, Ericales, Balsaminaceae. Gene Ontology annotation, cellular component: mitochondrial inner membrane. Gene Ontology annotation, molecular function: ATP:ADP antiporter activity. Gene Ontology annotation, biological process: mitochondrial ADP transmembrane transport; mitochondrial ATP transmembrane transport. The transcript has 4 exons.